Molecule: messenger RNA, 1134 nt
Organism: Hippopotamus amphibius kiboko
Lineage: Eukaryota; Metazoa; Chordata; Mammalia; Artiodactyla; Hippopotamidae
Gene: SFT2D1
Product: SFT2 domain containing 1
Exons: 8
Coding region: 16-663 (215 amino acids)
Biological process (GO): vesicle-mediated transport
Cellular component (GO): membrane
Source: RefSeq, a predicted model, not a curated record
CUACCUGCCCAGGUGAUGCGGAAGGGCGCCACCGGCCUCCCGGGAAGAAUGUGGGGCGCUUUCCAGGUUUCCACGGAGUCCGCAGAAACUCAUUUGGAGACCCCCCCCCCCCCAUUCGGCCUUCGACUCGCAGGAACCUACGUAGCUGCCUUUCCCAGAGAGCCCGCCUGCCCCCGCGCUGCUCUGCCCGGCCUCUGCGGGGCUGUGCGCGCCUGGUGCGGACGCUGCGCUGGCGCUGGCAGCGCGGUCCUGGACGCCACCUCCCUCAGCUUCAACACCCGGCUGAAGUGGUUCGCCCUCUGCUUCGUCUGCGGCAUCUUCUUCUCCAUCCUUGGAACUGGAUUGCUGUGGCUCCCUGGUGGCAUAAAGCUUUUCGCAGUGUUUUACACCCUUGGAAACAUUGCUGCCUUGGCCAGUACGUGCUUUUUAAUGGGACCCGUGAAACAGCUGAAGAAAAUGUUUGAAACAACGAGAUUGCUGGCAACAGUCGUUAUGCUUCUGUGUUUCGUCCUUACCCUGUGCGCUGCUCUUUGGUGGCAUAAGAAGGCGCUGGCCGUGCUAUUCUGCAUAUUGCAGUUCUUGUCAAUGACCUGGUAUAGUCUGUCGUAUAUCCCGUAUGCAAGGGAUGCAGUAAUUAAGUGCUGUUCUUCUCUCCUGAGUUAAAAAUCAGAAACUCUUUGAAAAGACCGUUUGAAAGUGGGAUGUUCUGUUUUUGGUGAAGUAUGCUUUUCCUGAUAUAGUAAUCACUCCAAAAAACAACUGCACCGACCAUGUAAGACCGUUUUGUAUACUGAUGAAAACUACACGCUGAUUAAACUGUUACAUGCUUGUGACGUUAAUUGAUUGUGUCAUUAAUAUGCUCUUCCAGAGAUAAGGAGGUUUUAAUCAUUGCCAGUUGUAAAUGAUUUUUAGCCAGUUUUUUAAUCUUUUCUAAAUAGCAUUUGAAAUGUGAAUAUUUAAAGAUAAACCUGUGCUGCAAGAGAUAUUCAGCUUUUUUGGCGGUUUUUAAAUGUCUGCAUUUUUAAAAUAUCUUUUUAAGAUAAAAACUUUAAGCUAAAACUUGCUUAUUAUAUAUAAUAAAAAUAAUAUAUAAAUCUUUAUAAUUUUGAAAUAAACCCACACUUGGAAAAACAA